CGUCUUUAGAUGGAAGCGUUUAGCGUCAAGCGUCGAGCGUCAAAAACACGUGCGCAGCACCCUUGCGCAUAAUUCUGAACAGGCAGAUUCCAGCAUCUUGACGCUAAAACCGCUAAAACAAUGUCUAGUAACAAAAUUUUAAUAAAUACGGUAGAGAUGAUUUACUGACUGCUCCAGCGUUUCAACAAAUCACUAGGCACACUGCGCAUGUCACACUUUUUGACGCUUUAACGCUCGACGCUAAAACGCUCCCAUGUAAAGGCACCUUAAUAUAAUAAAUUGAUAAUGAAUGUCAUAUGCAAAACAUCUCAUAAAAGAGAGUGACGUGACAUUUCUAUUCCUGCUUUCUUCGAAGUCGAACUUUAAUGAAUUUACUAAUAUUACUUCAUUUGCUCGAGCAGAAAAGAAUUUUAUUUCCAUAUGGACAGCAUUACUACAGUAGGAUUAGCCUCAAGUUUUUUAGAGAAACCAACUAUGUAUAAAGUAUUAUCUAAUGUAUCAAAAUAUACAGUUCACAAUGAAUUAUACAAAAUACCGUCAUUUCUUCGUGGAUCAUCUAUAACAACCCUAAAUCUAAAUAAACAACCUCUUCCUAAACAACCUGUUCCUGAUCUCAAACAAACUGCACAACGUUAUUUGAGAUCUUUAAAACCAUUAUUGACUAAUGAAGAACAUAAAAAUACAGAGAGAAUUGUAAAUAAAUUUAUAAGCAAUACUGGUCUGGGGCCUCAAUUACAUGCUAAAUUAUUGGAGAGAUAUGAAAACACCGAUAACUGGAUGAAAGAUUGGUGGUUGCAAGUUGCAUAUUUGGGAUAUCGUAUCCCCGUGAUUGUACACUCCAGUCCUGGAACUGUUGGACCACCAAUUAUUCUCAACAGACCAGAAGAUGUGUAUCUAUUUGCAGCACGUAUCAUUGCUGGAGUAUGUAAUUAUAAUGAAAUGGUCAAGAGUGGAAAAAUGAAACAAGAAAUGGCUCGUAAUGAUCCACUUGACAUGCAACCUUAUGGCAUGAUACUUGGCACACAUAGACAGCCCAACAAAAUGGUUGAUAAACUGUUGCAUACAGAUGAGGCCAAACACAUAAUAAUCAUAAGCAACAAUCAUUUUUUUAAACUUUGUGUUGUUGAUGAAAACGGCAUUUUAAGUGAGGGUAAACUCGUGACUGCUAUAAAAGAUAUUGCAGAUCGCUCAUGUAUGCCAGGAAAGCCUGUAGGAAUUUUAACAGGAAAUGACAGAGAUACUUGGGCAAAGGAUCAUAAUUUACUUUUAGAGCUGGGUAAUAAUAGAAGUAUAAUCAAGGAUAUAGAAACGUCUUUAUUUAUAUUGUGUCUGGACAAAAAUAUACCUAAAGACGCUUUCAAAGAAAAAAAUAAUGCUUCAGUUAGAGCACUUCAAUCUAUAACAGGCAUUAACAGCUGUCUAAAUGCAGGAAACAGAUGGCAUGAUAAAACUCUCCAGAAUAUAAUAUCCGCGGAUGGCUAUAUUGGUAUGGAAUAUGAACAUAGUCCAUGUGAGGGUACCCCAGUUGCUGUUCUUCAUGAUUAUGUAUUAAAAUACAUAGCAGGAAAAGAAAAUAGCGCAAAAUGCGGAGAUACUAAAGAUUUUCCUCGAGCAGAACUAUUAAAAUUUGAAAUUAAUAAUGUUAUAGAAAAUGCAAUCGAGAAAGCUACUGAUGCAGUAGAUAAGCUCUCAAAUGAUCUAGACAUGGAAUGUUUUACAUUUGACAAAUUUGGUUCAGAUGCGAUAAAAGCAAUUAAACUGAGUCCCGAUAGUUUUAUUCAGAUCGCGAUGCAAGUGACUUUUUAUAACUUGCUAAAGAAACCACCAGCGCAUUACGAAAGCGCGGCAUUACGAAGAUUUAUUAAUUCCAGAACUGAAUGCAUCAGAUCUACUUGUACAGAGUCUGUCGAAUUUGCAGAAAUGUUAUGCUAUGAUGCUGGCUGCAAGACCAAAGCACAAAAGAAAGAAAUCAUGAUCAAAGCUAUAAAUGCUCAUAAAGAGCUAGCUGGACAAGCUGCGAUAGGUCAAGGUGUCGAUCGACAUUUGUUCGGUUUAAAAAUGAUAGCACAGAGUGAAGGAAUAGAGCUUCCAGAAUUGUAUAAGGAUAUUGGUUACACCAAAAGUAUAUAUUUCAAUUUAACAUCGAGUCAGGUACCAUUUACUACAGCAUCUUUUAUGUGUUAUGGACCGGUUGUUCCCGAUGGUUACGCUUGCUGUUACAAUCCACGACCAAAAGAUAUUCUAUUCUCCUGUUCUUCAUUUAAAUCUUGCGAAAAGACUAAUACAAAGGAUUUUGCUCAUGUUUUACAACAGACGCUUUGCGAUAUGCGAGACAUAGGAAGUGAAUAAUAUUGUAAAAAAAUAUGCAGUUUUAUUGCGAUAGAAAUGCAGUCAAGAUUCAUAUUUUUAUAUGUAAUAUCUGUAUAAUAGCACACAAAAUAGAAUAUCUUGUAAGUCAGGCGAA
Molecule: messenger RNA, 2464 nt
Organism: Camponotus floridanus (Florida carpenter ant)
Lineage: Eukaryota; Metazoa; Arthropoda; Insecta; Hymenoptera; Formicidae
Product: carnitine O-acetyltransferase
Exons: 14
Coding region: 421-2349 (642 amino acids)
Biological process (GO): carnitine metabolic process, CoA-linked
Cellular component (GO): peroxisome
Molecular function (GO): carnitine O-acetyltransferase activity
Source: RefSeq, a predicted model, not a curated record